Messenger RNA from Fukomys damarensis (Damara mole-rat), 3267 nucleotides. RefSeq names its product mitochondrial ribosomal protein L35 (gene Mrpl35). Lineage: Eukaryota; Metazoa; Chordata; Mammalia; Rodentia; Bathyergidae. Bases 247 to 813 code for a protein of 188 amino acids. Gene Ontology annotation, biological process: translation. Gene Ontology annotation, cellular component: ribosome; mitochondrion. Gene Ontology annotation, molecular function: structural constituent of ribosome. The transcript has 4 exons. The record is from RefSeq and is a predicted model, not a curated record.
UUGUGAGUCUGGGGCAAGAGGAUCGCCCUCUCCCCCGCCCCCAUACAUCCUAUAUGCUUAGGACUCCGGGCAGUUGUUUGACAGUGGCGAAGGACAGAACCUGACACGCGCCUGGUACACAUUCAAUAAGGAUUGAACUGACCACGCCUCUAUCCCUCCCCUGACUCCGCCCCGGUUGAUUUUUCUCUAUUCUUCUGCUCUGGAGUUUUUACACCCCAGGCGGCCACCGUAGGUGAAGGUGGCAAGAUGGCAACCUCUGUGUUAGGGAGAGUCGUGAGAGCCUCCUCAGGAAUCUUACGGCCCAUAAAUAUUUUGGCAUCUUCAGCCUAUCACAACCAUGCCAGGAAUGCCUGUCUCAAUUCUGCACUGUCCAAUGGACAUUUUAGUCUUACUGACACACCAGUUGUUUCUUCUGCUCCCAGACUUGUCACAUCUGUCAGAAAUCUGACAUAUGGAUAUUCUGGAAUGAUCCUUAAUAGAGUGGCUCCCUUGCUUCCCAAUGUCCUAAUGGUGCCAGUCAGAACUCUAACUUACUGCAGCACACGAAAAGGCAAGAGAAAGACUGUAAAAGCUGUUAUCUAUCGGUUUCUUCGACUUCAUUCUGGCCUUUGGCUGAGAAGAAGGUCUGGUUAUAAGAAAAAAUUAUGGAAAAAGACGGCUGCAAGAAAAAGACGCCUGAGGGAAAUGGUGUUCUGCAAUAAAACCCAGAGUAAACUCUUAGAUAAAAUGACGACAUCCUUCUGGAAGAGGCGAAACUGGUAUGUUGAUGAUCCUUAUCAGAAAUACCACAAUCGAACAAACCUGAAAGUAUAGAUCAGAAGUUUUUAAUUGUUACUGAAUCUAUAUCUUUGUGUACAUGAUGUCUUUGUAAAAAUGACUAAAUGUAAAAACUUAAUGUAAAUUUUACCAUCUGAUAUGUAAACAUAGAGUACGAAUGUUCAAUUUAUAAGAGUUUUAAGUGAAUGAAUUAAACAUUCCCAGAUUUGGUUAAGGAACUAGAUAUUUAAAAUUGUGUAUUAUUUUUAACAAAUGGUAAUGGCUUUACUGGUUGUUUCCAUUAGGUUAUGUAGAAAUCUCAACUAAGGAGAAACAUGAAAAGACUCAAGUUAGCUCAAACAGUGCGACAGCGUAGAAUUACAGUGUAUGCCUGGGAACUCAGGAACCAGCUCCCAGCUUGUCCCCCACCCAGAAUUCACCCCAGGCCUCAGGAAGAGCAGAAUGGAAUGGUGCUCCUCAGCAAGAGAUUAUAGAUCUUUAGGCUCAGAUUCUGCCAUGCGUGACUCCAUUCUCAUACAUUAUCGACUCUCCUACUCACCAGCUUCUGCUUCACAGCUUUUGUUUACAUAUGGUUUCUGUUCCAUCAUAACAAGUUUGGCUUACACCUUUGAGGUUCUUUCUUUUCACAGCUCUGACUCUUGCAGCAGCAAGUCUCUAACUGGGCCAGCUUCCAUGUUUACCCUAGGUGCACCAUCCAGUGUAGGCAUCAGCUAUUCUUAGGUCAGAAGACCACUCUGGCCCACUUUGUUGUGUUAACAGAUGUGUGUGCAGCACAAACUAGUUCAUAUUUUAGCAUCCAGUAUACUAGAUUCACUGUGUUCAUAACAAUUUUCAUUUAGUUGAUUGGAGCAAGAUGUUUCUAUAGAAGAGUAAAUGAAAUAGCUUUUCAGUAUGCCCUUUAUUGACACAGAAAAGGCUAAAUGAAGAUACUCGAGUUUUGAAAGUUACGUCUUUCUUAAAUGUUAGUGUAUCCAUUUGAGAUUUCUUAUUUUCAUUUGUAAGCAUAGAUUUUUUCCAAAAAUGAGCUGUAGAAACUAAAGGGGAAAAUAACUUCAAUCAUUUUAGAAAUGAUGUUUGUUUGAAGAGAGGCAGUAAUGCUUAUAGUUCUCAGCUGUCCCAUCAGAAUCAUCUGGGAAAGCAGAAGCACUUUGCCUACUUGAAAACCAUUGCUAAACAGAACUAUGAUAGGAUUACUGUUUUAAGUUGUUUAGCAUAAUAGUUGGUAGCGGUAAGAUGCAGUUCCUCUAUUGUUAGUAGAAUAAGAUACCAAAGUGAGGGCCAGGGAUUUAGCUCAGUGGUUCCACCACCUGCCUCGCAAGCGCAAGGUCCCCAGUUUGAUCCCAGGUACCAAAAAAUUAAAAAUUAAAAAAAGAUACCAAAUUGAAAUUCUUUGGCUUACCAAAGCAGAAAUAUUAGGGAAUGCCUUGAAAGCAGUGUGUGUUCAUUAAAUAGAGAAGGGGUAAUAAUAGAAUGUUCUAAAACCAGAGGGCCAAGUACAUGUCUGUUAGUGGGACCAACUAAUACAGAAUGGGCAUUUGAUUUGAGAUAAGGUAGGAGCCUGACACAUGGAAUUGCACUCUGUUUUGGUGGGUUUUCCUUUUUUUCACACUUGUGGGAUGGUAGAAACCACCAUUUCUAAUGCUCUUGCAUUUCUCUCCCCAUGCUGUUUCUCCCCUCCAGCACAUCUCUGGUGGUGGGAUGUACUCAUAUCUGCAGAAGCUGAGAAGGUGGAUGCUUACCCACAAGGUCUCUGUUACAAGGGCCUCAGAGCACCUUGGUUUCUCUUGUAGGCCAGGGAGAGAUGGGGUAGAAAUGAGGGCUGGCAACCGGGGCUUUGGCGUCCAGAGAUGGGCCGAUGGGAACAUUUUUGAGGGGAAAGGAACUUUCAUGCAUACACUUUAUAUUUUGUAGGUAGGAGCGCUUGACCAUAAAAUACCUUUCAUUAAGUUAGAGUACCUAAAUGACAUUUGAAUAUACAUAUAAUUUGAAAAGUAGAUGGAUAGUUUAAGUAUAUCAUUUACUGAAUACUUACUAUGUCCCAGCAUUUCUGCUAAACCUUAUAUUAACCUUGCAAAGGAGAUAUUUAUCCCUAAUUUAAAUACCCAAAAGUACAGCUACUAAAUCCCAGAAUCCCAAUCUAACUCCUUGGAAACUGUGUAUUUCCUUCAGUCUUCUAACAACAUAUGAAAAUAAUAUAUCUAAAUCAACAAGUAGCUGUGAUCUAGCACUAUAUAUUUUUCGUUUUUAAUAGUACAUGCUUGUAACACACAGUGAUCACACUCAUUGUGGGGAGUUGGCACAUGCACAUAACACAUCUUUGUUCUUUUUUGUUCCCCUUUUCUAGCACUAUAUAGAUGCUAAAUACUUCCUAACACUGUACUACUUCAGCUUUUACAUUAUAUAACUUAGCUUUCAUAGUAUUUGUUGACCCAUUUUUGUUAAUCUCAGCUCUGUUGACAUUGCACCUGGCUCAAUAAAUUAAAAAAAUGG